CUUCAAUCGUGUAGACAUUACUUUCGUUUGGUCGUUCGCCAUGUCAGCUGCCCGUGGUCUGAGGUGGUCAAGUCGACAGAUCAGUAAUGGUCACCAAAGAUUACCAAGUUUGCGCAUAUCGGGCGCGCGCCAUUACUCCCUCAACACCUACCAGAGCUCGCUUUCCCGCCUGAGAAGCAAUCGGACCUCGACGACUACCAGACAAUGCCUUGCCCAACAGUCCCGGUCAAUAUCAUUAUUUGGCUGGGGUUCCAGCAAAUCCUCUAGCGACCCAGUAGUAUCAUCAACACCGCCAAAUACCUCCAAUGCGGCGCAAAAUCUAGUUGAACCAACUCGGAUAGUUAAAGCAUCCCAAGGAACUGCAGACACUCCCGAUCCUACAUUCACACAUCCACAUCCUGUGAGCAGUGUCGAACCGGAAGCUCUCCGCAAUCUGGAAAACGAAAUCCUCAAGCCUCAUGGCACGACCCCCUCCCCCGAAGUGGCAGCUGAUGUCCCAGAUUUAUCCUCGAUACCUGAAGAUAUUGGCUACCUGAAAACAGUGUGCGGACUUGAUUUUGGCUGGGGUCCGACGUCCACGCUAGAAUUCUGUCUGGAACAUCUACAUAUCACGGCAGGUCUGACAUGGACAGCGUCAAUCAUAGCUCUGGCCUUUCUCAUACGAGGCAUGAUCUUCUUUCCUGCCGUGGGUGCUGCAGACCAGGGUUCAAGAUUGAAGCUGGUGCAGCCAGCGGCCACAGAGCUCCGGGAAAAAGUACAAGAAGGUCUUCGCAAUAACAACAGACAAGCCGCAAUGGAAGCUCAGCAGCAGAUCCGGGAGAUCUACAAAGAAGCCGGUGUUUCAAUGAGAAAGGCAUUCCUUCCCGUGAUUCUACAGAUGCCGCUUCAAUUCUGUGCAUUCCGCCUCCUACGAGAUGCCGCAGCAGUACCGGUUCCGGCAUUCGAAAGCGAGCAAUUUCUAUGGAUCACGGAUCUCUCGGUGGCCGACCCAAUGUAUCUCCUACCUUUGGGCACCGCAGCGAUGACAUAUUUCAACAUGACAGCGAGCUCAAAACAACAAGCCAAUCCACCACCCCUUUUCAAGUUAUUUCAAACCGUCGCGCCACCGCUGUCGUUCAUCUUUUUGUCUUUCCAGUCCUCCGCAGUUCAAGUUUUCUUCUUGGUCAACGGCUUCUUCUCCCAGAUCCAGAUCACGACGAUCAACAACGCUGCUUUCCGGCGGUGGAGAGGUAUGAUGCCCCUGGCUCCUCCUCCCUCGCCCUCCAGCGACAAAUUCUCCGGACGUCUCGCCAAGAUGAAUAUUGCCGCAAACAGCAGCUCUCAGUCAUCCAAAGUUGUGUCGACUGAACCAGCUCCAGGCGGCGAGCGUAGUAUCAUCGACAAGGGUGUGGACGCCGGUCGAGCGGCGUGGACAAAGACUGUCGGCGGCAUUGGUUCAACAUGGAGAAAGGAAACUCAGAAGCGGCAGGAGAAGGCCAAGAUAGACGAGAGAAAGACGGCUGCGGCCAAGUACGAAGCUCAACGUCGACUGGACCUGGAGCAGGAGAGACUGUACAGGAACGCGACUGCUGCCAGUAGUAGUGUCCGCGUCAACAGGAAUUCUACUUCGGCAUUUGUUUCGACAAGUACGAAACAACGAGAUGGACAAUAAUACGAUAAAAGAAAAGAAUGUUUGUAUUACCAGGAUUUGUACAGCAUUGAUCAUUGUUUUCUUAACAUACAAAUAUACCAGGUCAGGUAGACAAUGUUGAAAAGAUUCCCCACACCAUAC
Molecule: messenger RNA, 1771 nt
Organism: Exophiala oligosperma
Lineage: Eukaryota; Fungi; Ascomycota; Eurotiomycetes; Chaetothyriales; Herpotrichiellaceae
Exons: 2
Coding region: 41-1651 (536 amino acids)
Biological process (GO): protein insertion into mitochondrial inner membrane from matrix; mitochondrial respiratory chain complex IV assembly
Cellular component (GO): mitochondrial inner membrane
Molecular function (GO): membrane insertase activity
Source: RefSeq, a predicted model, not a curated record